CGCCUGUGUUGGUGCCUAGGCGCUUCCGGUGGAGGAUCUUCUAUUAGCACGGAGGUCGCUAGUCUGGCGUCGGGGGCACUGUUGGCGUUGGGUGGGCGGCUUCUGUGGGCCCACAUGAACCACUGGCAUCAUGCCCGCAGCGACUGGGGCCAGGGACGGGCCUUUUCUGGACAGUCCUCAUCCAAAAAGAAGGGCAAAAACCACAUCCCCGAAAGGUGGAAAGACUACCUCCCAGUUGGGCGGCGGAUGCCUGGGACUCGUUUCAUUGCUUUCAAAGUUCCUUUGAAAAAGAGUUUUGAAGGGAAACUUGCUCCAGAAGAAUGUUUUUCCCCUUUGGAUCUUUUUAACAAAAUCCAAGAACAAAAUGAAGAACUUGGACUGAUUAUUGAUUUAACAUAUACUCAGCGUUAUUAUAACCCAGAGGAUUUCCCGGAAGCUGUUCCUUACUUAAAAAUAUUUACAGUUGGACAUCAGGUUCCUGAUGAUGACACUAUUUUUAAGUUCAAACAUGCUGUUAAUGGGUUUUUGAAAGAAAAUAAAGAUAAUGACAAACUUAUUGGGGUCCACUGUACCCAUGGUUUAAACAGGACUGGCUAUCUCAUCUGCAGAUAUUUGAUUGAUGUAGAAGGCAUGAGGCCAGAUGAUGCAAUUGAAUUAUUCAAUAGGUGCCGAGGACAUUGCAUAGAAAGAAUAAACUACAUUGAAGACCUUCAGAAUGGUCCUGUCAGAAAGAAUUGGGGUUCCGGCGUAUCCAGGUCAAGUGGUUUUGAAGAAUCAGCACAUUUCAUGGGACCAGUCCAUACCACCAAGGUAUUUCCUGGAACCAGCCCGUACCACCGAGGACCUGGGUAUAAUCUACAUCAGACCCAAGAUUACCCAACGCAGUCUCGGCAUUUCCAUUCUCAGACCCAGUCAGUCAGGAAAUUUUCACAAAAUCCGUAUGUUUACCGGAGAGGCCUUCUUCCACCUCCUGGUCCCCAUGGGCAGGACUAUUCACAAAGGAGAUACUCUUGGAAUGUAAAGCCAGACACCAGUCAAGCAUCCCAGAAUAAAAGGUUACCUUGUAAUAGACCUUAUGACAGACAAUGCUAUCGAUCCUGUCCUAUUGGGGAUGGUCCGAGUAACAUGAACCUCUACUAGAAAUCUGUCUGGAGACCAGAACUGGACUGAAGACAGCUGGAGUGACUUAAUUGGAGCAGGUCAAAUAAGGUUUAUUAUCUAUUUUAUUGUUCUUUUAUGUGUUAAAGCUUAUGGAAAAAUUAUAUUGAUACCUCUUUGCUGAUAAAUUUGUAGGAAGUACAACAGUAAAUGAAAAGUCUGUCAUUCCAGUCUGAAAAUUUUUUUAAGGAAAUAUUUUGGAACUGAUAAAGUAAUAAAAAAACCUCUUGUGAAUUAUAUUUUAAAAUUCUGUCUUUUCUAUGUCUGUCCUGGCUAGACUUGUAUAUGUGGAAUGUGUGUUUAUAAAAUAAAUAGUGUCUGUCAUUUUCUGUUACUG
Messenger RNA from Loxodonta africana (African savanna elephant), 1495 nucleotides. It is a transcript of the gene DUSP11, whose product is annotated as dual specificity phosphatase 11. Gene Ontology annotation, molecular function: polynucleotide 5'-phosphatase activity; protein tyrosine/serine/threonine phosphatase activity. Lineage: Eukaryota; Metazoa; Chordata; Mammalia; Proboscidea; Elephantidae. Bases 115 to 1140 code for a protein of 341 amino acids. The record is from RefSeq and is a predicted model, not a curated record. Gene Ontology annotation, biological process: protein dephosphorylation. The transcript is spliced from 9 exons.